AUGAAUGCCAGUGCGGCCCUGAGAGCCCCUGCUAGUUCGAAGACUCGUAUGGAGCAGCCGAUUGAUGGUGUUGCGCUUGAGGAGUCUGUGGAGGGAAGGCGUGAUUCAGGUCAUCCGACAGUGCAGCCGGACACUGCAGGGGAGCGUACAGCACCAGAGGCGGCCGAGGAAGGAGUUCCAGCAGUCGUUCCGCGGCGACAGCCAAGG
Perkinsus marinus ATCC 50983 is the source of this 207-nucleotide messenger RNA. RefSeq lists its product as hypothetical. The transcript is spliced from 3 exons. NCBI's taxonomy places the organism in Eukaryota, Perkinsozoa, Perkinsida, Perkinsidae. The annotation marks the transcript as partial. The record is from RefSeq and is a predicted model, not a curated record.